GCAUGCGUCAUCUCACGGACUGACAGCCCAAUUAUCUGGCUAGGACUCGUGGUCAGGAGAGGUUUUCAUCCUUUAUUGACCAAGCCAUUAGGGAAUCGGUAUCCUACUUAGUGUCUCGUGACCAUGUCUCCAUUGUUAUCGUAUCAUCCCAACGACGUGGGACUCGUCAAUGGACUGUUGCAUUCGUUCAUCUCAAUAUUUGGCCACAACGGGUAGAAUUUGGCAAGUAAAGCUGAUCACUGAAACCGACCUGGCAACGCCCUACGCCAUGCAUCUCACCAGCAUUGCCGCACUCUCCCUUGCCACCUGGCUUGCGUCGGCCCAGACUGUGGUGACAAUAACACGAGGGCCACCGAGCCCGACCGCGGAGCCGGAAUGGACAUCGGACAACGCCUUCACGUCGGCGGUCCUCAAUAGCACAAACUCAUACCGCUACCAGCACAACGCCUCCGACGUGACCUGGAACGGCACCCUCGCCGGCUUCGCGGCCGAAUACCUCGACGACAUGCCGGGCGACAGCUGCGACUUUGAGCACUCUGGCGGACCCUAUGGCGAGAACCUGGCCAAGGGGUACCCCAACGCAACACGCAGCGUCGAGGCGUGGGGCGACGAGCGCGAUGACUACGAUUUCCAUAGGGGAGAGUUUGACGAGAAAACGGGCCAUUUUACGCAGCUCGUGUGGAAGAACACCACCGACGUCGGCUGCGGCCGCAAAUUGUGCGACGACGGGCAGUGGUACCUUGUAUGCGAAUACUGGCCGAGGGGUAACAUCAUUGGCCGGUUCGCAGAACAGGUGCAAGAAGAGGCACUCGGGGCAAGGACUGUUCCCGGCAUAUCGCUCGGAGUUGUUUUGAUAGUGUCAUGCUGGAUGUUGGCUUGAGGAAACAAGAAAAUUAGCGUUCGGUCUUCGAGGGUGAAAACCAGCAGCCAGAUUCUUGGGUAUAAGCACCAAUGCGUCCUGAUCGAUCCCUGUACUCCUCCUACAAGUGCUUGC
Colletotrichum navitas is the source of this 994-nucleotide messenger RNA. Its product is annotated as SCP-like extracellular protein. Gene Ontology annotation, cellular component: extracellular region. Lineage: Eukaryota; Fungi; Ascomycota; Sordariomycetes; Glomerellales; Glomerellaceae. The record is from RefSeq and is a predicted model, not a curated record. Bases 170 to 880 code for a protein of 236 amino acids. The transcript has a single exon.